AUGACUCUCAGAAACUAUUCAGUAGACUUCUUUUCCCAGUUUUACAUUUCGCCUAAUUAUUCUACAUUUUGGAAUUUUUCCCUGGGUGAAGAGAUGUAUGACAGCAACGCCAAGUACGAGACGGAAUCACAGAAGCCAAAGAUAAAAGCUUUACUUAUCAUUGCCUAUUCGGUAAUUAUUGUUAUCUCGCUGUUCGGAAACGUGAUCGUUUGCCAUGUUGUGAUUAAAAACAAGAGGAUGCAUUCCGUUACUAGUUUGUUCAUCAUGAAUUUGGCUAUUGCCGAUAUCCUGAUAACGCUGCUGAACACGCCAUUCACACUGGUUAGGUUUGUCUACAGUACCUGGGUGUUUGGAAAGUUAAUGUGUCAUGUAAGCAGGUUUGCACAGUACUGCUCGGUCCAUGUGUCUGUGCUGACUCUGGUGGCUAUUGCUGUGGACAGACAUCAGGUUGUCAUGCAUCCAAUGAAACAGAGGAUGUCCCGACUGCGUGGAAUUGUCUGGAUAGCUGUUAUCUGGGUGAUGGCUUCCUGUUUCUCUCUGCCCCACGCCAUCUAUCAGAAACUGCUGCGAUUUGAAUUUGGACACAGGAAAGUGAGAACAGUGUGUCUGCCCAGCUUUCCUCGUCCGUCUGAUCUGUUCUGGAAAUAUCUGGACUUAGCCACUUUCUUCCUGCUCUACGUUUUGCCACUGGCCAUAAUAUCAGUGGCGUAUGUAAUCGUUGCCAAGAAGCUCUGGCUACGGAAUGCCAUCGGAGACGUGACUCUGGCGCAGUCGAACGCACAUCGGAAGAGGAAGAGGAUGACGAUGAAGAUGCUGAUGGCUGUAGUGGUAGUGUUUGCAGUUUGCUGGUUCCCAUUGAACUGUUAUGUAGUUCUGCUGUCCAGUAAAGUGAUUCAGUCCAACAAUGCCCUUUAUUUUAGCUUCCACUGGCUGGCCAUGAGUAGCACCUGUUACAACCCCUUUAUCUACUGCUGGCUCAACCAAAGCUUCCGGGCUGAACUUAAGUCUCUGCCCUUAAUCUGCACAUCGAAGACAGUCACUGCUAACCCCUGCUGA
Molecule: messenger RNA, 1056 nt
Organism: Chanos chanos (milkfish)
Lineage: Eukaryota; Metazoa; Chordata; Actinopteri; Gonorynchiformes; Chanidae
Gene: gpr83
Product: G protein-coupled receptor 83
Exons: 4
Coding region: 1-1056 (351 amino acids)
Biological process (GO): neuropeptide signaling pathway
Cellular component (GO): plasma membrane
Molecular function (GO): neuropeptide Y receptor activity
Source: RefSeq, a predicted model, not a curated record